This is a messenger RNA of Portunus trituberculatus (swimming crab), 6788 nucleotides long. RefSeq names its product ADP-ribosylation factor-like protein 8B-A (gene Arl8). Gene Ontology annotation, molecular function: GTP binding; GTPase activity. Bases 89 to 649 code for a protein of 186 amino acids. The transcript is spliced from 4 exons. NCBI's taxonomy places the organism in Eukaryota, Metazoa, Arthropoda, Malacostraca, Decapoda, Portunidae. Gene Ontology annotation, biological process: protein transport; anterograde axonal transport. Gene Ontology annotation, cellular component: lysosomal membrane. The record is from RefSeq and is a predicted model, not a curated record.
GUCUAUAGGUGUUUGGGUGACUGAGGGAGAGGAGCGGACUGGGAGGUGUAAUAUUGUUCCUCAGCGGGUUUGUUAAGGGAUCGCCGAGAUGCUGGCGCUAAUUAACCGAAUAUUAGACUGGUUCAAGAGUCUCUUCUGGAAGGAGGAGAUGGAGCUGACCCUUGUUGGCCUCCAGUACUCCGGCAAGACCACCUUUGUUAAUGUUAUUGCGUCAGGACAGUUCAGCGAGGACAUGAUCCCCACGGUGGGCUUCAACAUGCGCAAGAUCACCAAGGGCAACGUGACCAUCAAGGUGUGGGACAUCGGGGGACAGCCGCGCUUCAGAUCCAUGUGGGAACGCUACUGUCGAGGGGUCAACGCCAUUGUAUACAUGGUGGACGCUGCAGACCCAGAGAAGAUAGAAGCAUCGCGUAAUGAACUGCACAACCUUCUGGACAAACCUCAGCUGGCCGGCAUCCCCGUCUUAGUGCUGGGAAACAAGCGAGACCUUCCAAACGCACUGGACGAGAAGGGCCUGAUUGAGAGGAUGAACUUGUCAGCUAUCCAGGACCGGGAAAUCUGCUGCUACUCCAUAUCUUGUAAGGAAAAGGACAACAUUGACAUCACACUUCAGUGGCUCAUCUCGCACUCCAAGUCUGGCGGCCGCUAAGCUCUGGGAGGCGAUACGGGAGGCUGGGAGACUAGACAGCAAGGUGACGGAUCCACCACGGAGGGAACGAGUGGGAGAGGAAGUUAAAAUGGGGAGGAAUGUUCAGGGUUUUGUAUUUGAGAAGGUACACAAGGGAAUGGGGUAUGGAAAGGGGGCUGAAAGGAGUUUAUUGAAGGAAAUGUUAAUGAAGGAAUGCUGGAAAAUGUGAGGGAAUGUAUGGGGAGAGAGAAAAGGGGAGAAAGAUGUGGAAGGGAAGGAAAUGACAAAUAAACACGAGAGGGUUUUAGCGAAGUAGUAUACGAAACAAACUAAUGGUGACUGAAAAAGGACAGAAGGAAAUGAAUUAUGAGAGAAAAUGGAAACAGGAAGGGAAAUUAUAGAAAAAGAGAAGGAAAUGAACCGAAAACAAAAGAAAAACAAGACAAGGUAAGAAAAUUGUACAGAAAACAAGAAGAGUAGGAAAGAAAGAAUAAGAAAUUAAGAAGAAGGGAAGGGAAGGAAGUUUAAUGGGAAGAAAGAGAAGAAGAAAAACAAAGAAAACAAGAAGAGAAGCAAACCCAAUAGAAAACAUGAUAGAGAAAACAGGAACAAAUGGAAAAAAAAAAAAAAAAGAGAGAGAGACAACAGUACACUAAAUAUGGCUGAGAAGAGAAAGAAGAGGAGGAGGAGAUGAUGACGACGACGACCUUGUGUAGCCUUGUCAACUAGUAAGGGAUUGGGCGGGUUUUAUAACUAAUUCGGUAACACUAACCCUGCCCUCUGGUGUGGUGGAGCUCUCUAGUAACCACACCACCACACCUCCACCACACGAGAGGGCAACCAGACAAGGCAACAAGUGGUGGUGGCGGUGGUGGUGGUGAGAGGUUGAUUGAGGUCACUGAGGUUGGUUUUCUGCUCUCUGUGUGGUGAAGGGAUGUGUGUAAUAUAUCAGUAGGUGUUUACAGAUUGACGGGGAGAGUAGGCAGAAUGAACCGUUUCCCCCCCCCCAUACGCUUAUUGUCCUGAUGUUGAUGUGAAGCUAUAGAGAAAAAUUUUUAAAGAGAGAGAGAGGAGGAGAGAGAGGUAUAGUUCCCGUAGUCAUACUCUCAUACCUAACCUAACCUAACCCCUUCCUGUUUUUCUUCCAGAGCUGCAUCUCCUUUCGUAAAUGUCCAUAACGAAAAAAAAAAAAAAAACUUAAAAAAAUAUAAAUAACACCCUUUUUGCAACCCUUGAAGAAAAAAUGAUUAAAAAAAGAGUAUGUUAGACUUAUUUAGGUUUUUGCUUAUGGUAAUAUAAAGGUAGGAAUUAUAAAGAAGACUUCAAAUAUCCAACCUUGUUACUGCAGAGAGAGAGAGAGAGAGAGAGAGAGAGUGAGUAAUAGUGUAAAGGAUCUAUCCCUAGGGGAGGGGAGGUCAUAGGGAUUACAUAUUACAGAGAUUACUCCCCCUGUCUUUUUUUAUUGUGUCAAGUCCUGUAGUGGAUAAAGAAAACAGUCGAAUAUGUCGCCGAAUUUUACCACAGGGACGUUCUUUAGUUUUGACCUGUGGGGUGCUCGCUAGAGGGUCAGAGGUCAGAGGUCAAGAGGUUCGUGGUCAUCUUACCAUGGCAGAGGAAGGCGUGUGCUGUCCUCUCCUUGUGCGUUGAUGUCUUUUUUUUUUAUAUAUAUAUAUCUAUUAUUUAAGUGGCUAAUCAUUCCUCAGCUUGUAAAGAUCAAUUUAUGGUUGCUGUUAUCUACUACUGUGUGUAUGUGUGUGAGUGAGUGUGAGUGUGAGGCUGGAUCUUUCUGUGUGUGUGGAGGUUAUCAGCCCUGUAUGCUUUAGAAGAAGUACGCCAUAGUGGAAAUACACACACGUACACUUUUGUCUAGGUAAUAGGUGUCCUGCACAGUUGCUUUUUUGUAUUGCAAUUCUGAGAUGAGUGUUAGGGAGUCAGUGUUUUCGGAAGAAGUCGGUAUGUUUCAGCUCGCAACACAACACUGCAUGACACGUAACAACACAAACAUUGGACUGGCGAGGUGUGGGAGGCACAAACUUGGUGGUGGCAACCCAGCAGUGAAUGGAGCGAUGUGGACUCCUGACGUCAACACCAUCAGCAACACAAGGUUCUUUCUUUAGCCGUUUGUGCUAUUAAGUUCUUGCAUCAAGGUGUGCAUUCUCAAACGCUUUGUCCACUUGUCUCCAGUACUUCCAACUCGUCCCAUUCAGUGGAAGUUGUUGGGAUUUUCAAGGGUGUUUUCGUAAUGCUAGCUAGUGAUGUUCUAACAGACUGUAGUGGAAGUUGUUGGUUUUUCAUGAUUCUAAAUAGUUUAAUGAGGUCAAGUAGAAGUUACUGGGGUUUUCCAAGAGUGUUUUCAUGGUUCUAAUGUUUAACUAUAGCUUGAAUGGAAGUUGUUGGCAUUAUUCAAGAGUUUUCCAUGAAUUUUUAGAUGGUUUGACAAGACCUCCACAUCACCAGUGGGAAACAAAGAAAAACAUGAGAACCUAACCUAUCAUCCCUUUUGCCAUAAAAAAAUAGUCCAGAUCAGAGAAUGGAGUGUUUGAGAAUACCUGUCCCAAGUCCUGAGUCCUGGGCUGCUGCGGCAAACACACCAUGCCCAGCCACACCCGUCCCCCUCCCACCCCCCGCAUGUACAUGCUGGUUCUGAGGGAGACGGGUCAUGCCACACAUAUCCUUGCCAUCAGCCACCUCACUUACAAGCUUGUGGGACAUACAGCAAAUUCCUUGCCAGGACAGACCCUCACUGUGUUUCACUGCUUCAUUGACCAAGCAGGCCCUUUGUGGUGUUGAUAUUGAUACACAUAGACAAAUAUAUUACAGAUUAUGUGGAAAUCACUUGUCCCGGCUGUUGUUUUGGUUGGUGAGGAGUAGUUGUGUUUGGUGAGGUUAGCUUAGGUACCUCACACAAUUUAUAAACUAAACUAACCUAACCUAACCUAACCUUUAAUUAAGCAAACUUAAUUUAACCUAACUGAAGUUAACCUGACUGAACCUAGACUAACCAAUCUGAAAGGCAGCUAGAACGACUGAUUUUCUCAUGACGCUAUCAAUAUUAUGACUUUUUUUACUAGGUAGGUAGUAGGACAUAGAGUUUUGUUGAAGUGAAAUGAUCUGAGGUAGUAUUAUGUCUUAGAGUGAAUGUACAUUUGAGACAUCAAGUCAUGUUUUCAUUGGCUGAUUUUAAGGAAGAAUGAAUGUUUAAAGAAGUUGCAUGAUAAACUCACAAGUGUAAUAUAUACAUGACUCGUUUCCUUCUCUCAUGGGUGGAUUGGACUGUACAUCACUAGCAGCACUAACACAACCACCACCACCGCAGCCCAGUGCAACAUCAAUACUACCUGUACACUGCUGCCUGCUGGCCAUCCCCCUCACAUACACUCAACAUAGCACACUGCAGCCUAGACUCAGUGCUGUAGGAGUGGAAGUAAGGGAGGGAACACACACACACACACACACACACACACACACACACACACACACACACACACACACACACACACACACACACACACACACACACACACGUUAAACUUUAAAACCAAAUUGUAUAAAAGUAGAUGUAAAAGAAAGAAAAUAACAGUAGCUUAAGUCAAUUUAUACUGAACACACACACACACACACACACACACACACACACACACACACACACACACACACACACACACACACGAACAUUGCCUGCCAGUGGUUCUGUAAUGGUGUGUGGUGGUGCUACUGCUGCUCCUCCACGACAAACUCAACUGCUGAAUUGUUUUAGUUUGUUAUUUUAUUGAUUUAUUUUGUGUUUCAUUGUUUAGUGUUUGUCAGUUACUUUUUUUUUUCAGCAGAUCAAGAAGAGUGAGGUGAAGGUAGAAAUGUUAAGUGCAUGUAGUGAUUGGGUUGGGUUAGGAUGCAUUAUCUCCAAUCCAACUUGGUGUAUCCUAACCAAAUGUAGCCUUACCUAACUUGACUUAAACUAACCUAAUCAGAUGACCUGGCCCUACCUAACAUGACCUGACCUGACCUGACCUGAAAUGACCUCAGACUGCGCAGGUUAAUUGGCCAUGAGUACACCUGUAUAUUUUGGUGUAAAGGUGCCAGUCAGUUUAUUUGCAGCUUUUUUUUUUUUUUUUUUUUUUACCAUUAAGAAUUUAUAUUUUGUAAUUGUCCAUAUGCCCUUUUUUGUAUAUAAUUUAGUCUGUGAUGAUAAUUAUUACUAGUACUAUUAUAUAACACUAACAGAUAAGGCAGUGAGGUAGUAGUUGUGUUAUGGUGUUGUAAUAAGUAAGGUCUACCUGCUGUUGUGCGAGGAAAAAUUCAGAAUGAGGUAAUAUAAAAGCCAUUCAAGUUACAAUAAUUACUUUUUAUCGGUACACCUCUUGAGCCCAACACGCAUCAGUCUGUCCAUCAACUCCUCUUCCUCUUCUUUUUCAUCCUCAGCCUUUUACUUUCUCUUCCUUCAUUCUUUUCAUUUAUUUCCAAACCUCAACAGAACUUUCCUUAUCUAUGUAAUUAAGAAAACCUAGCAACAUUUGUAAGAUAUUUUUAGUUGUCACAUGCAGGAAACCAUUCAGUCAUGUUAAUUCUUGUAUAUUUCUCCAAAAUUCUUGCUUUCACUCACCUGUGUUCUUAAAUGUUUGGUUAGCACAUCUCCCUUACUUUCAAAGGCUCUAGUGAAAGUUACUGUGGGUUUUUGUGAUAGUAGUGAUAGUUUGACAGACUAUUAGGGUUUCCAUGAUACUAAUAGUUUUGAGAGGCAUUAGUGGAAGCUAUUGGGCUUUUCAGUGAAUAGUGAUAGUUUGAAAUGCUCUAGUGGAAGUUAUUGAGGUUUUCAUGAUGCUAUUGGUAAUUAGACUCAAAUGGAAGUUACUGGGGUUUCCAAGAUGCUAUUGGUAAUUAGACUCAAAUGGAAGUUACUGGGGUUUCCAAUAAAUUUUUUAUCUUUAACGAGUCUAGUGGUAGUUUAGUAGGAAAUCCAUGUCGGUUGAAAAGAUACACUCACGAACCUGACUCAAUAUCCAUGGCCUCUAGAAGUGCUACUGAUGGGAGAACAAAGCAUUUAAGGAGACAGGCUUGAGUCACCGCAAUGGUUCCUCCUGCAUGUGCUUCUACAUGACAGGUUUCUUCAGCAUGGCACUGCAACACCUGCCUUCUUAUUGCACCUUUCUACUUGUUAGCAGUUGAUUUUAUUUCCGUAUCUUCUGUUUCUGUAAUUAAUUAAGUCCUUUACCAACCCUUUUGCACAUAAAGAAUAUUAUAAUUUACUUAAUAACUUAUAUUUUUUAAUCAUCCUAUGGUGCUGUGAAAUGGGUUGUUUGUUGGGGUAGGGUAGCUGAGGUGACAGCCUAACCUAAUCUGUGCCAGCCAUCCCUUGGUUAGGCUAGGUUAGAGCAAAUAGUUAACCUAGCCUAUACUAGUCCAUCUUCCAAGUAAAUAGAUAAACUUGGUUAGGUUAAAUUAGAUUAGAUAACCUAACUGCUACCAGAUAUAGCAAAUAUGUUCCUUGACUUGUGGUUUGUUUCAUAAUUAUUUAUUAUUAUUAUUAUUAUUACUGAUUUAUUAUUAUAUUUUAUUAGUUAUUUUCAUUUUUUACAAGUGGUGGUGGUAUGACAGCGAUGUAGUGUGUGUGUGAGCGAGAGGCAAAGUUACGAGCUGGUUUGUAUGUGGAGCGUGUCGCUGUCUUGCCUGAUUACCUGUGUGAAGGUGAUCCUGAUCCAUAACGGGCAGUGACGGGCGGGACAGGCUGUGCAGAGAAGCUGUUCGAGACUUUUCAUGAUUGCAGUGACAUAACAGUGUAGUGGAUGUCAUUGAUGAUUUCAGGAUUGUAGUGAUAGCCCGGCACGUCUUAGUGGGAGUUAUAAAGAUUUCAAGUGAUUUCAUGAGUUUAGUGCUGCAAUAGUUUGUCAAGAAUUGUGUUAAAAGAAAAACACCCAUUGAGAAUCCAACUAGUCACCUGUGAGACCUAUGAGAGAUGUCCUCGUGAGAGUGUGGGGGAAGAGGUGGCGAGAGGCGGGGCUUGGGUCGGUAUUCUGCGCUCCCUGUCCUGUUCAGCUCGUUCUUGUGAGUGGAAAAUAAACUUUCUUGAGAAUUAGGUGAGCUUAAAACUGUCGAUGCUUGAGACGUGGACAUUAGUAUUUACUUCAUGACUUUGUAAUGUGGCAAAUAAAUCAUUUAUAUAGCA